Symbiodinium pilosum is the source of this 2886-nucleotide messenger RNA. Lineage: Eukaryota; Dinophyceae; Suessiales; Symbiodiniaceae. The record is from the annotation of a GenBank genome assembly.
AUGCCCGGUGUGAGGGUGACAGGGCCAGGGCUUCCAGACACGGCCCGUGUUCGUUGCUUGAUGGACUUGGCAGCCAUCUACCAUUUGGGCGCGGGUCCCCGUGCGACAGACCUUGUUCAGGAGGCCAAGCAGACAAACUGUUGGAACAAGAUCAAGGACCUGAUGCAGGACGUCUACCUUGACUAUUCGCAAAACCCCAUUAGAAAACCAUGGAGCAACAAGCAGAAGACCUCGAAAUGCAUGGCGACGUCAAGCGCCAUCUACUCGUUCAGUGACCAGCGCGCAGCCAAGUUCGCUGCUGAGAUUGACAAGAAGACGUCACUUCCUGCCUUCGACAUUUGCCGCUCGUGCGGUGACUUAGGCCUCAACAUCCGGCCGCAUGCAACCCUGGCCAAGAUCCAUGCCUGGUGGACGAACACUGGAGGUGCAAGAAUGCACGAUAAGGACUUCAAGGGCGACUUCGAAAUGGCCAGGUCGAAGUCCGAGCAGGCAGCAGACCCCUGGCCUUGCGAUCCCGCGUCGGAGGUUGCAGAGGACCAGGCCUACGGCUACUACGUGUUCGAGGAGAAGGGACUCCUCACCGCGCAGGAGUUCUAUGACCUGGAGGGCCGGCUGCCAACCGAUGCCAGUGUUGAGACAAUGUCGGUCCCUUGGCCCAAUCCUGGGUCCAAGCAGGAGAUGGUACUGGUCAACCUUAAAGGCUUGCCGCUUGAGGUGAUCCUCUCCAUGCGACGGGUUCACAUCUACUACGACAGCUCGGCAAGGCAGUCUGAAGUUCUGUUGCGCCCGGAGCGACAAGUGCUUUCUUCUCAGGGUUUCGCUACCUUUGAGCACGCCACAAGGAACCAUAUGAAGGAGCGCCCGGACCAGUUGAAGCCAGGAGCUGUUGGGGCUGACCUGGCUGUCACCAAGCAGAAGUUCCAGCGCAAGGCCCAUGCUUCCAGUUCCACCCCUGCAGUUGCACCGCCAAAUGCUGCAGCGCAGGAGUCUGACAGCGACGGGGAGGAUGACACAAGCAGUGACUCAGGCACUGAUGGGGCCGCUGGCCCUGAUCAGGGCAUUGGCCCACGGAAAAGCGCCAAGGUUGUGGCCAGGGAGCAGCAGGCGGCCAAGAAGAAGGCUGAGAUGCAGAAAAAGGCAGCGGAGAAAAAGGCUGCAAAGGCCAAGGCGACAGGAAGCGCGGACAAGUUUGCAGACUUGGGCGCUCGGGGGGCCCACUUGAACAGUGGCCGGGGAUCAUCCGUGAGAUGCCUGGCCAACUUGCAAACGGAGGUUUUCAUGCUGGGCCCCGAAGAGGCGAACGUGCCGGAGAUCACAUCCACCAAGUCCCUGUCAGCUGUGCUCACUGGAGUGCGCUUCUCAGCCAUUCACAGUGACAGACAGUCUAUGGCGCAGCGCAUCGCGGACACUCUCAAGGAGUCGGGCAAGAUGAGUUUUGCCGAGCAGCUCCAAGAGAGAAUAUUGGAGUGCAAGGCUGCGAGUAUCCUGCGUGAGCAAGAACCCAGCAACAUGCCAUUUGCAGAUGUGAAAGGAUAUGUGGAUCUUGUCCGUGGCUCUUGGUCCGUCAUGCCGUGGGAGACACAGCUGAAGCUGGCCGAGGCUUACUUCAAGAACAGCAUGACAGGGGUUCUGAUGCUUGCGAAGCAGCAGAGCGAGAUCACCGGCCCAACCCAGUGGGCGGCCAAAGCCAUGAAGCAGUUGCAGGGGCAACUCCAUGGCCUUUGUCUGCUGCUUUCCAAGGAGGAGAUGUCUCGUCCUGGUGUUGAAGUCUUGCAUGGAGAGCACAUCACCUUCGCCAAUAUCCUCCACCGGAUGAUUCUUGCGUACCAGGCCACUCACAAGAAGCCGGUCAAGAAGACUGCUCAGGACACCAGCGCAGUCACAGUUGAAGAGUUUGCGCUAGACAUUGACGACUACCUUGGAAAUGAGACUGCAGAUGCGGAGGCUUCGGCUGGAGAGACUGCAGGCUCGAAGGACCUUGCAGGUGUUCUCUCGUCUUGGGCACGGAGGCUGGCGCGCAUGUUUGGCGCGGAGGAGUUCCUGGACAUCCUUGGGCUGCAAGAGCAAGCCUCUGUUCCCAUCCAAGCCAUCUGCCAGAGCCUUCUGAGCAGCUUGUGUUCGCCAGAGGCUCGUGGGCUACGCAAGUCUCCUCCUGGGGAUUUGGCAACCUCGGCAGCUCCGGUGUGGUGUCUGCUCGACAAGCUGGAAGCCAUGUGCAAGUGUUGGCUGCAUUUGUUGGCGGUUCAGCCGGAGGUGAGUGAUGUGGAGACCAGCGCGAAGCACGUGUUGCUUUUCACCAGUUUCAGUGGCAAGGCUGGCUUUGAGCGCAACAUCAAGAACCUGCUGCACGCUGAAAACACUUUCUGGUGCAAGGAGGCGCAGGAGGUGGUUCGAACCGCCAGCAAGACUCUGCUGGCGCAGGAAAAGUCCAACGAGUUGAAAGGCUUGCUCGAGCAAAAGCUUUCCGUAGAGGUUUUGGCGCAGCCCUUGCGUGUGUUCCAGGAACUGAAGGAGGCUCUACGUGCAACGGAGGUUCGCAAGUUUGCUCAGGCCCUCUCUGAGAGAUUUCAAGUUGCCGCCAAGUCGUUGAUGGGGGACGCAGACAGCUGCUUCCUGUUGAGUUCCAAGACAGUGGAUGUCAUUUUGGAGGGCUUGACGAUGUUUGAGGCGAGUGAGGGCAUUCCCACGGUCAAGGCUGAGCUCAGGACGUGGAUGACGGCGCAGAUGCAGAGCAUCAGGCAUGGCGAUGUUUGGCGCCUUCUGCAGUUUCUCAGCAGGGAGCAGGUGUCGCCUCAGGACCUGAAGUUUGACAAGAUUGCAAAGGUUGUGGCGCAGGUGACAAAUCAGAAGUGCCCGCCAGUUGACCGCAGCCCCGAUUACUACGAG